AUGUCGUCGUACCACCACCACCGAAGAUCCGAGUUUAAUUUCUGGGACAAGGGUGCGCUUCUCUGCGUGCGGGCCCCGUACGUGACCGUACUUACAAAGAACAUUAGCGUUAUGACGGUGUAUUGCGACCGCUGCGACCGCUACUUCCCUCACUACGGUGCCCUCGCGCAGCACGAGCGGGCGUCGAGCGCACACUGGCUCUGCGACGACUGCGAGAUCGACUACACGACGUGGACGGGGCUGAAGGAGCACUACGUCCAGAGCCGCAGACACUUCUACUGCCAGCACUGCGACGAGCAUUUCGACGAUGGCGGCGAGCUGGCGGAACACAUGGACGACGCACAUUUCUACUGCUCUUCUCGGCGUGCACCACUACUGCACCCCCUGCCGCCGGCUGUUCACCUCCGCAAACAACCUCAACGCGCAUAUGAACUCGGCGCUGCACAAGCCACGCACGAUCACGUGCCCGGCCGCGGCUGCGGGCAGUCCUUCAUCAACGGCCCGUCGCCGCCGCCGCGCAUCUCGAGGCGGGCAGCUGCGCGUCGGGCGCGAACCGGCAGUCGCUCAACCGCUACAUCCGCGCGCAGGGACACGCGCAACGUGAUCACCGACCCCCGCGCCUGA
Molecule: messenger RNA, 624 nt
Organism: Mycena indigotica
Lineage: Eukaryota; Fungi; Basidiomycota; Agaricomycetes; Agaricales; Mycenaceae
Exons: 2
Coding region: 1-624 (207 amino acids)
Source: RefSeq, a predicted model, not a curated record